This is a messenger RNA of Electrophorus electricus (electric eel), 579 nucleotides long. RefSeq names its product recoverin 2 (gene rcvrn2). The record is from RefSeq and is a predicted model, not a curated record. Lineage: Eukaryota; Metazoa; Chordata; Actinopteri; Gymnotiformes; Gymnotidae. Gene Ontology annotation, molecular function: calcium ion binding.
AUGGGUAAUGCCAAGAGCAGCGCCGUGUCCAAGGAGAUCCUGGCGGACCUGAAGCUCAACACGCGGUUCUCUGAGAAUGAGCUCUCACAGUGGUACGAGAACUUCCAAAAGCAGUGUCCCUCGGGACGCAUCACGCCAGGGGAGUUUGAGAAGAUCUAUGACCGUUUCUUCCCCGACAGUGACCCAACCACGUAUGCCAAGCAUGUCUUCCGCUCGUUUGAUGCCAAUGACGACGGUUCUCUGGACUUCAGGGAGUACAUCAUCGCCCUGCACAUGACGUCCGGUGGGAAGACUGAGAAGAAGCUGGAGUGGGCUUUCUCGCUCUUCGAUGUCGACAAGAAUGGCUACAUCACCAAGUCGGAAGUUUCAGAAAUCUGCCACGCCAUCUUUAAGAUGAUCCCCAAGGAGGAACAGGAGAAGCUUCCAGCAGAUGAGAAUACUCCAGAAAAAAGAGCAGACAAACUGUGGUCUGUCUUCAACAAGAAGGACAAUGAGCGCUUGGCUGAAGGAGAGUUCAUUCAAGGUGUGAUGGAAAAUGAAGAUGCCCUGCACCUAAUCCAGUACCAGCCUAGCCAAUAG